UUAUUGGACACAAAACUUUGCAAACUGAUGACAUUGCUGCCACUUCAACGUUAUCCUCUUCUUGCCUGUGCCAUGAAACAACAUGGAUGAUGACAGUCUACAACAUUUCGAGGCUGCAUCCUCCGACGGCCGUUCAGAAAAAGGAGAAAAGACCUCCUUUGCGGAAUAUUGUGCUGUGUCAACCCUAAAAAGAAAGGCCAGCAAUGAUGGCGCCCAAACCCCAAAGAGGCGCCGUGACAUGAUGCCAUGCACCAGUGAACAGAAAGAGCUCGCAUCUCACAGCCUUCACAUGUCCGUUGAUGGCGCGUCGAGGAGUGGCACCGGGACAAAGUUGAACCCUGAAGGAGAGGUCGAACAACCCGAUGCGUCCGCGAUGGGUAGACCGGCUAAGGUGAGCACCAGAAAGUCCAACACGACAUCAGUGACUCUCAAAAACAAGUCUGAGAGCUCCAAGAAGGCCAACGCGAAAAGGAAAAUGCAAAACGUUGAAGCAGAUUCCUGUCAGAAGAAUCAGAGUAGCAAACCAUCUGAAGGAAGCUUGAAGAGCAGAGCAAAGUCCCCCAAAGAAACGGACACACUCACAGUGAAGCAGAAAGGAAAAUCAAUCCAGGCCGGGCUGACUAAAGGGAGCAGGAGAACCAGGUUCAGCAGAAAAACUGAGACUCGCACAAAGAAAGCGAGGGCCAAACCAACUGGAGAGUUGUUAAAACCGGCACCGUCCAAAGGGAACGGGAGAAAGUCAAACACAAAACCACAGAAGAAGAAGGAUAAAUAUGCCGAGGGUUCAGAGAAGGCAGUGCCACGAAGGACAAAGAGGAAAUCGGAACUGAAAGCCUUCGGAAAAAAGCCAAGGAAACCGAGUGAAGGCCAAGUGAGAAGUACCUCGCCCAAAGCCACCAAGAGAAAGCCCAGCAAAAAUACCAAGAAAACCGAAGAAGGCGGGCUGGUUAAAAGGACAAAAAAAAGAUUGGGUCAACUGAGACACACCUUGGCAAAAAAGUCGAGGCAUAAACCAACCGCGAAAAACACACCAGCCGUGGAAACCGAUGGAAAGUCCGACUCGGUGCUAGCGAGCCUCUCCAAGCAGGUGAGUAAAAUCCCCAGUCAACUGUCUGUGGUCUUUUUCGGAGAGUCCAAGAAGGAGGCCAGUCCGAAGCCCGUGACCUCCAUGGAGAGCAGCGGCGACGUGCCACCGGGGUCCACCGCCUCCCAACAGGCUGCGACCAAUCGAGGUAACCUCCCAUUUGCAUUUUGCCGAUCCACGUUCAAAGCGAAGCUACGUCAGCGCUCGUGCCUCAUCUCGGCAGCUUCGUUUGCACGCAAAUAUCAGCAAGUCAACAAACUCGGCGAAGGAGGCUUCGGAUCCGUUUAUGCUGGUUACAGGAAAAGCGACUGCUUGCCGGUGGCAAUCAAAUACAUCCCCAAAGAGGUCAAACGGGUCCCGUUGAACAUCAACGGGUUGAAGAAGGACAUCCCCAUCGAAGCGUUGCUCAUGCUGCAAGCAUCAAUCAAGAAGAACUCAGACGGGACGUCUGCUGUCGUGUCGCUGUUUAACAAAUAUGAUCUGGAGCAUCAGAUUGUCCUGGUCAUGGAGAGGCCCGUCCCGUCCGUAGACCUAUUCACUUACAUCACCAGAUGCCGGAUCGGCGCGCUGCCCGAGUGCGAGGCAAAGAACAUCAUGAAGCAGCUGGUGGCGGCGGCCAUCGACAUGCACGCGGUGGACGUGUUCCAUCGAGACCUGAAGCAAGAAAAUAUCCUCCUGGAGGCCACGUCCGGCGUCCCUCGCGUGCGAAUCAUCGAUUUCGGCUGCAGCUGCUUCGCCAGCAACGAGCCUUACCGGGACUACAACGGCACCUUGUGCUACGCUCCUCCGGAGUACGUUCUGAGACGGACGUACAGCGCCGGUCCUACCACCGUGUGGCAUCUGGGCGCGCUUCUCUUUGAGCUGAUGGCCGGAACCAAGCGAUUUGACACCGUCAUGUUCCUUUCCCAGAUGCUGAGGCUAAAUCGGGUUCUGUCUGAAGGUAGGAUCCCGCCAUUUUCGUUUCUUCCUUGCAAACAACCGUCGCUUGAAUUUUGGUGGCUCUUUGAGCAGAAUGUGAAGAUUUCUUGUGGAAAUGCUUGAAUUUGGAUCCGGAGAAGCGGGCCACCCUGGAGCAGAUGCAGCGGCACCCGUGGCUCGUAUGAGAGUGACACCCGCUCCCGUUUACAUGACCCGGUUGGGU
This is a messenger RNA of Syngnathus typhle (broad-nosed pipefish), 2225 nucleotides long. Its product is annotated as serine/threonine-protein kinase par-1-like. The transcript has 6 exons. The record is from RefSeq and is a predicted model, not a curated record. Gene Ontology annotation, biological process: protein autophosphorylation; negative regulation of apoptotic process; regulation of mitotic cell cycle. Gene Ontology annotation, molecular function: ATP binding; protein serine/threonine kinase activity. Gene Ontology annotation, cellular component: cytoplasm. The coding region runs from base 83 to 2125 and encodes 680 amino acids. Lineage: Eukaryota; Metazoa; Chordata; Actinopteri; Syngnathiformes; Syngnathidae.